AUGGGUCGAGAGGAAGACCAGGGACCGCUUCCAACUCCCACCAGUCCAGAAUUUGAAAGAGAGGGCGGAAGAAGGGUAGAGGUUGUUGGUAAAUUAGACCAGAUGGGAGGUUCUGAAGAACUGGUUGAAGAACACCAGGAACAACAUGUUCAUCCACGGACUCCAGAGGAAGAACAGAGCUUUGGCGAAGAAAGCUUAUACUUGAGUGCAAUUAGUUCUUAUGGGGCAGGAUCUGCCUAUGGAGAAGGUUUUUCUAGCAGUAUUUUGUCUACUAUUGAUGAGUCGAGUGGAGAGCUAGGUGAUAUACUGUCAUACCGAAUUUAUGAAGAAGAGGAGGGUCUGGUCCAGGAAGAAGGACUAGAGUUGUCCUUUUCAGAGGAAGCCAUACCAGAAGAGGAGCAUGUGUUCUUUGCAUUAGGGGAUGCUACCACAGAAGAUUUAGAGGAUGUUGUUCCAGAGGGAGACUAUGAAGACUCUGGUUCUGAAGAAGUUUCAGACGACGAAGAAGAAGAAGAACAAGAGGAGGAGGUCUUUCCAGAGGUAGAUUCAGAGGACGAAAAAGACGACAACACCUCAACCACAGAACAAGGUAACGCUUCUUCCCAAAGAGACCCAGAGGAAUAUGCCAAUGAACGGAUUGACCUUAUUGAAGCCCUCAUGGAGCCUCCACCUCCUCAUAUUGAUGAUAUCCAUAGAGCAUGGGUGGACCGUACCGAAGCAGAGGCUCUUGAAUUGAGUAUCACCUUCAACAACAGCGGCGGCAUAAACGUCUUCGAAUUGUCAGAUCUCGUAACUGAAAGUUCUUCAGGUAACUCUCUGGAUGAAGCCUAUGAUGGUCCUAUGGAAGAUAUCCUUUCAGAAACCGAACCCUCGCAUAGCACCCAUUCAGAGAUCCCUCAUUCAAUCUACUACCUACAGCAAUUCGGUCGCUUACUAGCCUUCUUGGACUGGUUAUUCCAGGGGAUCUGGAAACUGUGGUUGAUGCUAAUCCUUAGAAGCCUCAUCAAGAAGAUUCACAUGAAGGAGCAUUUGGCCAACUUGGGAAGUACAGCGAGACGGUACCACAGUAACAUCAAGACAUUUGUUGACGUCUGUGUGGGUACCGUAGGGUUGGCCCUUCCCCAAUUGAACACUUUUGCGUUAUGGCUCAUUAACAAGGAUAAGCCCAUUAUGGGUCUUCGUGGAGUCCGUGCCACGCCCAGCAAGCUUAGGUUACGUACGCCAGCCAGCGUGUUGCUUGGAACCACAAAGGACGGGUUUCUCAGAAACAUGGCCUCCAGAGCAAGGUUGCUUCGUGAGAGAGGAGCAAGAGAGUGGAAGUAG
Molecule: messenger RNA, 1323 nt
Organism: Candidozyma haemuli
Lineage: Eukaryota; Fungi; Ascomycota; Pichiomycetes; Serinales; Metschnikowiaceae
Exons: 1
Coding region: 1-1323 (440 amino acids)
Source: RefSeq, a predicted model, not a curated record